AUGGCGCCGAAUCCCAUCCUACCCGUCAAGGGCAAGAACAACGUCCUCAUCACCUCGGCGCUGCCCUACGUGAACAACGUGCCCCAUCUCGGAAACAUCAUCGGGAGUGUGCUGUCCGCCGACGUCUUUGCCCGCUACUCCCGCGCCCGCGGUAACCCCACCGUCUAUGUCUGCGGCUCCGACGAAUACGGUACUGCGACCGAGACCAAGGCCCUCGAGGAGGGCGUCACGCCAUCCGAGCUGUGCGCAAAGUACCAUGCGCUGCACAAGGGUAUCUAUGACUACUUCGACAUCUCCUUCGAUAUUUUUGGCCGGACUCCGACCCCCCAGCAGACCGAGAUCGUCCAGGACAUCUUCACCAAGCUCUGGAAGAAUGGCUUCAUCGAGGAGCGCGAAACCACCCAGCCCUUCUGCCCCGUCGAGGCUCAUCAGUCCUUCCUCGCCGACCGCUUCGUUGAGGGUGUCUGUUCCAUUUGCGCCUACGACGGUGCCAGAGGCGACCAGUGUGACAAGUGCGGCAACCUCCUUGACCCCCUCGAGCCCGAGCCCGAGGCCAACGCGACCGCCGAGGACGACAUUGCCGCGAAGCCCACCGGAUUCCUCAUCAAGCCCCGCUGCAAGCUCGACGGAGCUACCCCCGAGAAGCGCAAGACGAAACACCUUUUCCUCAGACUCGACUCCUUGAGGGACGAGCUCGUCAAGUGGUUCAAGGAGUCUAGCAAGAAGGGCGCGUGGAGCAACAAUGCCGAGCAGAUCACCCAGGCUUGGAUCGACAAGGGCCUGAAGCCCCGUGGCAUCACCAGAGAUCUGAAGUGGGGUGUUCCAAUCCCGACCCACGAGGUCGGCCAGGACUACGCGAAGAAGGUCUUCUACGUCUGGUUCGACGCCUGCAUCGGCUACGUGUCCAUCACCAAGAACUACACCGACGGUGACGACCUUGCCGGCAAGAAGUGGGAGCAGUGGUGGAAGAACCCCGACGACGUCAAGUUGUACCAAUUCAUGGGCAAGGAUAACGUCCAGUUCCACACCAUCAUCUUCCCCGGCUCUCUCAUCGGUACCGGCGAGAACUGGACGAAGCUGCACAAGAUCUCCACCACCGAGUACCUCAACUACGAGGGCGGCAAGUUCAGCAAGUCCAGGGGUGUCGGCGUCUUUGGCAACCAAGUCCAGCAGACCGGUGUGCCCGUCGACGUUUGGAGGUACUAUCUGCUCUCUCGCCGCCCCGAGACGUCCGACUCCGAGUUCAUGUGGCAAGAGAUGGUUGACGGCAACAACAACGAGCUUCUGAAGAAUCUCGGCAACUUCUGCCAGAGAGUCAACAAGUUCUGCCAGGCCAAGACCGACGGCGUCGUUCCCGACUACACAAAGUACACCGACGACUACCUCAAGAAGCACAUCGGCGAGGUAAACACCCUGCUCAAGGAGUACAUCAGCAACAUGGAGGCAACCAAGAUGAGGGCUGGCCUCCAGACCAUCAUGUCCAUCUCAGCCCUCGGCAACAAGUUGCUUCAGGACAACAAGCUGGACAACCGCUUGCUUACCGAGGAGCCCGACCGGUGCGCUGCCGUCGUCGGUCUCGCCCUCAACCAGAUCGACCUUCUCGCCUCUUUGGUUGCCCCUUACCUCCCCAACACCUCCACUGCCAUCCUGAAGCAGCUCGGCGUCGAGCCCAAGCCCUUCAUCCCCGAUACCUGGGUGACCGAUGCCAUCAAGCCUGGCCAUAAGCUCGGAACCCCUGAGCACCUCUUCACGCAGAUCCCGGCGUCCAAGGUCGAGGAGUGGAAGGAUGCCUUUGGCGGCGAGGAGGUGCGGAAGCAGAAGGAGGAGGCCGCCGCCAAGGCUGCGGCGAAGAAGGCGGCAAAGGAGGCCGAAAAGGCUCGUAAGAAGGCCAAGAAGGAGGCCGAAAAGGCCAAGGCGGCCGAAGCUGCGCCCUCCGUCGAGUCGAGCGAGAAGAAGGCCGAGGCCGACCCGGCCAUCGAGGCGGUGACGGAGGCCAUCUCCAAGACGGAGGUCCACACCUCGUAA
Molecule: messenger RNA, 2025 nt
Organism: Colletotrichum graminicola M1.001
Lineage: Eukaryota; Fungi; Ascomycota; Sordariomycetes; Glomerellales; Glomerellaceae
Product: methionyl-tRNA synthetase
Exons: 3
Coding region: 1-2025 (674 amino acids)
Biological process (GO): methionyl-tRNA aminoacylation
Cellular component (GO): cytosol; aminoacyl-tRNA synthetase multienzyme complex
Molecular function (GO): methionine-tRNA ligase activity; ATP binding
Source: RefSeq, a predicted model, not a curated record